Molecule: messenger RNA, 1787 nt
Organism: Laccaria bicolor S238N-H82
Lineage: Eukaryota; Fungi; Basidiomycota; Agaricomycetes; Agaricales; Hydnangiaceae
Gene: LbGR
Product: glutathione reductase
Exons: 9
Coding region: 260-1678 (472 amino acids)
Biological process (GO): glutathione metabolic process; cellular response to oxidative stress; cell redox homeostasis
Cellular component (GO): cytosol; mitochondrion
Molecular function (GO): flavin adenine dinucleotide binding; glutathione-disulfide reductase (NADPH) activity; NADP binding
Source: RefSeq, a predicted model, not a curated record
GUGACCUGCUCAAUUUGCGCUGUACGGUGUCAAGGGUGGGCGUUGAAUAUAGCCUUCCAAAUUCCUAUAUAAAGCCGCCCCAUCCGCAAAUCUGGCGUUAUCUGCUUUAUCCCCUGUCUGCGCAACUCGCUCCCGCUUUCACGCGCAGCGCACGCUCUUGUCUUUUCCAACGACGACGAUAUCAUCCUCAUCGAUUUCUCCGGCCCUUCAAAGGCUUUCUCAGGUCUAUAGAGCCUUUAGCAAUUCUACCUCAGCCAAUAUGCCUCCGAUUUACGAUAAACCGACCGUGGACAAGUACGACUAUGUCGUCAUUGGUGGUGGGAGCGGGGGAUCUGGGACUUCUAGGAGAGCAGCGACGUAUGGUAAGAAGGUAGCUGUUGUGGAAGCUACCCCUCACCUUGGUGGCACCUGCGUCAAUGUUGGUUGUGUGCCCAAGAAGAUCAUGUGGCACGCUGCCGACCUACAGGACAAGAUCUUGCACCAAGCGCCAGGUUACAAGUUUACAGGCGUUGAGAACGCAAAGUUUGAUUGGGCCGCGUUCAAGCCUCAACGCGACGCAUAUAUCCGGCGGCUAAACAGCAUAUAUGCGACUAACUUCGAUAAAGAACACGUCGAAAACCACCAAGGAUUUGGGCGCGUUACUUCGCCGACAUCAGUUGAGGUAACACUCCCUGACGGCAAGGGAAAGUACACUUUGCACGCGGAUAAGAUUUGUGUUGCGGUUGGAGGUCGACCCGUCAUCCCUUCUGACGAGGAGAUUCCAGGAGCAUCCAAAGGCAUUGACUCUGACGGUUUCUUUGACCUUCCCGAGCAGCCGAAACGUGUUGCAGUGAUUGGUGCGGGAUAUAUCGCGGUCGAACUUGCUGGCAUCUUUAACGCCCUUGGCACGGAAACUCAUCUGGUUAUCCGUGGUGAGACUGUGCUCCGUACUUUCGAUCCUACGCUGCAGGAAACCCUGACUCCUUGGAUGGAGAAAUCGGGUGUCAAGUUGCACAAGAAGAGUCACGUUACAAAGGUAGAAGGCGAGCGCGGCCAGACCUUGACGGUGCACACGGACAACGGCGAAAAGAUUGAUGUUGACGUCGUGUUGUGGGCGAUUGGCCGCAAAGCAAACACGCAGGGGCUUGGCUUGGAAGAAAUAGGAGUCAAACUAGACAAGAAAGGCGACGUGGUUGUGGACGAAUACCAGAACUCCUCUGUGGAAGGCAUUACUGCGAUCGGAGACGUACAGGGCAAGUGGCUCUUGACCCCUGUCGCUAUCGCAGCCGGAAGGAGGCUUUCAAAUAGACUAUUUGGACCAGAAAAAUUCAAGGACGAUAAACUGAGCUACGUAGAUAUCCCGACUGUUGUCUUCUCGCACCCAACCAUCGGAACGGUAGGCCUGACCGAGCCUCAGGCCCGCAAGAAAUAUGGCGAUGCAGUCAAGAUCUAUAAGUCGUCAUUCAAAUCACUUUAUUUCUCCAUGGUGGACGAAGCGCACAAAGAACCGACCGUAUACAAACUUAUCUGCGUCGGACCAGAAGAACGCGUUGUUGGUGUGCAUAUUAUCGGUCAGGGAAGUGAUGAAGUCAUGCAGGGCUUCGCAGUCGCUGUCAAGAUGGGAGCCCGGAAACAAGAUUUGGACGACACCGUUGCCAUUCAUCCGACAUCGGCGGAAGAACUCGUCACCCUUAGAUGAUAGAAACAGGUGAAGGCUGUGUGUAGGCUUGGAGGCGGCGUACCUCAAAUCGUUUGCGGAAACCUCAUGUAUUUUUAAUGAUGCACACCAAUCCGAAUCGUUUAUUGUC